AUGGAGACAAUUAAAGUACCGGAACACGAGCAUCCACUAAAGCUCAUUGAUUUGCAGCUACAAUUACAAUAUGAAGAAGAGGAAGAAGAGGAUGAUGAUGAUGAUGAUGAUGAGGGUGGUCAUUCAAUUGCGAAAGAUAAGUUUCAUGGUGUCACAUGUUGGAGGUGUGGGGAAGAAAUCCAUAUAUACCACAGGUACUACUACAAAUGUUCAUCAUCAUGUAAUAAUUUCUCACUUCACAAAUUCUGUGCUGAGCUCCCCUCAAGGUUAGAGCACCCAUCACACCCACACCAUACUCUUCUUUUGGUACCAUAUUCAUCUUCAUAUAUGUAUUAUUAUCUUAAAUGCAAACUUUGUAAGAGAGGUCAAAACCAUGGAGAACUAUCUUACCAAUGUAGUAAAUGUGAUUUCUCCAUUGAUCUCCGGUGUGCUGUGGAAGUAGGAAAAAACGUCAUCCAUCAUCCUUGGCACACUCACUUGCUAACAUGUGUUAUCCCUAAGCCCAUUUUAUGUGAGUGUAGUGCUUGUGGGAAGGAACAUAAAGGAAUCUUCUAUCAAUGUACCACUUGUGCUGGCGGCUUCAAUAUACACAGUGAAUGUGCUUUCUCACCAAAAAAAUUGCUAAUCCAAGAUAGAACAUAUGGUUAUUUUUCUCAUACUCACCCACUCACCAUUUCAUAUUCCUUCCCCCAAAUAGAUCAAAAAGCUAAACAUGAUCCCAGAUGCAGAUUAUGUGGCGCUGAGUUUUUUGAUACAGAGGAUCUUUGGAUUUACAAAUGUGAUAAAUGUUUGUACUAUGUCCAUCUCCAUUGCACAACAUCAAAAAGAUGGUGGCCUACUGGAUCAGGCAAAACCAUUCAAAAUUACAAAGAUGUUGACUAUCCUCGUCUUCUUCAUCUCCCAUUCCCUGAUGAAACUUACAGCAUACCAAAACAUUUUUUUUAUAAAGAAACUGGACCUAGAAUGCUCACAAGUAAUGAUGAGGUAAGCCUACAACAUAUCAGUCAUGAGCACCCUCUAAUUCUUGUUAAUCAAGAGCAAAAGGAUGGGAAAACCUCCACCUCAAGCAAGAUUAAUUCUUGUUGUUUCUUAUCAACAAAGUUUCAUGACCCAAUGAAAAAGACCCAACUGUUAUGCAAUGGAUGUCUCAGACCAAUCAUGCCUAGCAUGCCUUUUUACAAAUGCCCUCAACUAAUUUGCAACUUUGCUCUUCAUGAGUGGUGCACUCGACUCCCCACAAAAAUAGAAAACCACCCAGACCACCCCCAACACACACUCCACAUCAUGUACUCAAAUAUACCUGGUUGCUUUUUCGAUGUGUUCAGUUGUGCUGUUUGUUAUCUGCCUUGCAAUGGAUUUGCAUAUUGUUGUUUUAAAUGUAAAUACUAUGUUGAUGUUUGUUGUGGGUUUAUACCUAAACAAAUAACGCAUAAAGCCCACCCGAAUCACCUACUUUCAAUAGUUCAAAAAGAAAAUAAUGCUUAUCUUUGUUGUAUUUGUAAACGACAUUACACUGAAAGUCAAAUUUCAUUCCAUUGCAACACGUGCAAUAUUUAUAUACAUCCUGAAUGUGCUAUGUUAUUAGCUGAGACAAUCAGGCAUAAGUAUGACAAGCAUCCAAUGCACCUAAGUUACCUCCCAAUUGAGAACCAUAAGAGCCAAUACUUUUGUGAAAUUUGUGAGGAGGAUUUGAAUCCUCACGCAUCUUUCUAUCAUUGUCAAGAUUGUGUUCAGUCCAUACAUACAACUUGUGCUCCAUCAAUACUUAAGUGCGAGACAGAGACAUAUACCAUGUAUCAUGGGGGUAUUCAUGUUUUUGUGAAUAUAAAGUUUGGAGGAAUUUAUAACGAUAAUGGUCACCCACACCCUCUCUCAUUUGCUCAAGGUAUUGUGUUGGAUGGCCAAUGUAAUAUAUGUAGUCAAGGAUUUCAAUACCAACUGAUCUUUAAAUGUCACGAGUGUAAGUUUGCAAUUCAUUACAACUGUUGUAGCAUGUAG
Lactuca virosa is the source of this 1998-nucleotide messenger RNA. NCBI's taxonomy places the organism in Eukaryota, Viridiplantae, Streptophyta, Magnoliopsida, Asterales, Asteraceae. The record is from the annotation of a GenBank genome assembly.